Cotesia glomerata is the source of this 749-nucleotide messenger RNA. RefSeq names its product probable multidrug resistance-associated protein lethal(2)03659. NCBI's taxonomy places the organism in Eukaryota, Metazoa, Arthropoda, Insecta, Hymenoptera, Braconidae. The transcript is spliced from 3 exons. Gene Ontology annotation, biological process: transmembrane transport. Bases 9 to 722 code for a protein of 237 amino acids. Gene Ontology annotation, cellular component: membrane. The record is from RefSeq and is a predicted model, not a curated record. Gene Ontology annotation, molecular function: ATP hydrolysis activity; ATP binding; ATPase-coupled transmembrane transporter activity.
CGAAUUUGAUGAUAGAACCAUGUUGGAAGGUAGGAGUAGUCGAAAAAACUGGUGCUGACAAUACAUCAAUAACAUCAGCACUUUUUCGCUUAGUUGACCAAGGCAUGCACGGAGAAAUAAUAAUUGAUGGCUUAGAUAUAAAGAGUGUUGGUCUCCAGGAUUUACGAUCGAACAUAUCGAUUAUUCCAAAAAAUCCUUUUUUAUUUACUGGGACACUAAGAUUUAAUCUUGACCCUUUUCAAGAAUAUACCGAUAAAGCAAUAUGGGAUGUAUUAGGAGAAGUUGAAUUGAAUGGUAUCACACUCAAUCAGUGGGUUACUGACGGAGGAAGAAAUUUCAGCAUUAAUGACCGUAAACUUAUUUGUUUUGCCCGAGAAUUGUUACGGAGUAAUCGGAUUCUUGUUCUUGAUCAAAUCACCGAUGGUCUCGAUUUAAACACAAAAAUUAUAAUCCAGAGAGUACUUCAGUCAUAUUUCAAGUAUUGCACAAUAAUAACUAUAACAAACCAUCUCGAAUCUCUGAUAAGUGGUGACUUGAUUCUUGUAAUGGAUAAUGGACAAUUAUUGGAAUUUGGAAGUCCGUAUGAAUUAUUAAUAAUGCGGAUCAAUAGUCAUUUUGGUCAAAUGAUUAAAAAGUAUAAUCAAACAAUGGUUGAAUGCAUUAUUCAAGAUGUUAUAAAAUAUCACGCUCAACAAAGAAGAUAUAAUUCACGGAAGAAAUAAUUAUUGAGGACUAAACGAAUUUUUAUG